AUGAGGCUCCGAAGUAGGAGGCUCGCACACCGGUGGCACAGAUGGCUCCCUGCUGGUGGAGACAGAGCACACAGAGGCAGUGUCCACCGGCGACUAGCGACCGGGCUAAAGCUGACACCGACGAGCACACUGAUGCGACCGAGGGGCACGCCCAGGGGAGCAACCACGCUUGCCCACCCAGGGACUGACAACCGGUGCCUAGGGCAGUCGCGUGCCUGGUGGCCGACAUCCUUGCAGGUGAAGCACUUGGAUUGGAACGUGCAGUCGGCUCAUACGUGGUCGCCGGCAAGGCAGUUGAAGCACUUGGCGAUCAGGUACGAUGGCACCGGUCGACGUGGUGCCGCGGCACACCGCCAGCGCCUCCUGCUGUGCACCUGCCUGAAGCCAUCUUCGUCCGGCAGGACCGACAUGCGCGCUGGGUGCACGACGAUAGAUGCUAGCCGGCGAGGGCGGAACGACGCGAGCAGGAGCCAUCAACCCCCAUGCUUGCUGCCCGCAAGAAGGACAUGGCGCAAUAGAUUAGGUCCUGGGGAGCGUGGAUCUGGGUUUGACAGGAUGGGAUCCAGGCUGGGUUGGCAGAUCAGCGAGGAAGGAGGCGUGGUUGCGCCGGCAUCGCCGGGUGGAGGGGGCGGGUCUGGUGGGUGGGAGGGAGCCAUCCCUCCCCCAACUUGCGACAUAGGAGCGAGACUGAUUAGGAGUUCAAGGAGCAAAUCAAUUCGUAUCGAAUAUAACCAAGCUUACAUGGCUAUGGUGCCAAGUGAUUCGUCACAUCAUGGAGUUGUGGACAAUAGCCCCAAUGGAUGUACCCAGGCUAGGCGUGAUGAAGCUAGGAAACUUGGUCCAUCGUGGUAUUUCAGUAGAAAGGAAUUAGAGGAAAACUCUCCAUCCAGGAGGGAUGGUAUUGAUUUUAAGAAAGAGUCUAACCUUCGAAAGUUGUAUUGCAAGUUUCUACAAGAAUUGGGCAUAGCGCUUAAAAUGCCUCAAGUGACGAUUGCCACAGCAAUGGUAUUCUGUCAUCGUUUUUACCUUCGUCAAUCCCUUGCAAAAAAUGAUAGACGAAUAAUUGCCACAGUUUGUUUAUUCUUGGCUGGAAAAGUUGAAGAAACACCUAAACCUUUGAGGGAUGUCAUCUUGGUUUCUUAUGGGAUGAUUCAUAAGAAUGAUCCUAAGGCUAGUCAGAGAAUCAAGCAGCAGAAGGAAAUAUAUGAUAAACAAAAAGAACUUAUUUUACUUGGGGAGCGAGUUGUACUUGUAACACUUGGGUUUGACCUUAAUAUUCACCAUGCCUAUAGGCCCUUGGUUGAAGCAAUAAGGAGAUUCAAUAUUGAUAAUAAAAGUCCACUUGCUCAGGUUGCCUGGAAUUUUGUAAAUGAUGGGCUGCGUACUUCGCUUUGCCUGCAGUUCCAGCCUCAUCAUAUUGCAGCUGGUGCUAUCUGUUUGGCUGCUAAAUUUCUCAAAGUGAAGCUCCCAUCUGAUGGUGAUAAGCAUUGGUGGCAGGAUUUUGAUGUCACGUGUCGACAGCUUGAAGAGAUUAGCAGUCAAUUGUUGGAAAUGUAUGAGCAAAACCGUACAACGCAGGCACAAUCAUCACAGGGAAGUGAAGCCGAAGGGAGCUCCGCUGGUGUGUGUAAUCAACGUUCAUCUGUAAAGUCUGAAGCAAAUUCCAAGGAACCAUCUGCUCAUGGUUAUCUUCAGGCAUCCAGAUCGCAAAAUUUGCAGCAUUCAUCCUCAACAAGCGCUUCAGGUCACCAUGACGAUGGGCACCCAAAUUCAGACAAGCAUAUUUCUGGCCACAAAAUGCUGCAAAAUGACAAUGCCAACCAUGGUGGCAGCAAAGAAAAGAACAAAAGUGGAAUCAAAACUGAUACUGGUAUGGACAGAUUGCACCGUGACAAAAAGUUCUCACCUGGACAUCGUUAUCCAGUGGAAGAACAUCAACCACAUCGAUCGGAUGAUAAUUCCAUUGAAACAAGAGAUGGUGUUGGUGGCAUUGAAGCUCCUGUUGUGUCAACCUCCAGAAUGGAUGCAAUGAAUAAAAUUGACAAGGAUAAGGUAAAAGCAGCUCUGGAGAAGCGAAGAAAAUCGAAAGGUGGUUUUGCCACAAAGGUAAAUUUGAUUGAUGAUGAUGAUCUACUUGAGAGAGAGCUAGAACAAGGUGUUGAAUUGGCUGUUGAGGUUGAGAAGAUUAAACAGGAUAAGAAGCAGAACUUGUCCGAUGGUAGCAAGCAUCCACCAGACCUUCAAAACACUGACCAAGUAAUGGAGAAUGGUCACCAUGUCAAGCAGAGUCUACCAACAACAGCUGAAGACAUGGGCUGUCUGAUGGACAGUAAAGAACAAUGUCCUUCACCAUUUGAUAAGCAAAAUGAUGUUCCUGAGCACAAGUCACAGCAGCUUGAUGACACAUUGAAGCACCAAAAGGGCUAUGACCAUCCUCAGCUUGUAGGAAGCCCUGAGCAGGAUGGACAAGACUAUAAGAGACCUAAGCUCGACGGGUAG
Molecule: messenger RNA, 2499 nt
Organism: Miscanthus lutarioriparius
Lineage: Eukaryota; Viridiplantae; Streptophyta; Magnoliopsida; Poales; Poaceae
Source: the annotation of a GenBank genome assembly